CUGGACCGAAGUCUCAACCCCAAACGCAAUGGAGACCAUCGGCCGUCCACCGCCACUAAGCCACAGUCGCGCCUCGAGCUGACUGCCUUAACGAAAAUUGCCAUUGAAGCAUCUCAGUUUAGUGAAACUCCGGGCUCCAAUUUUUCGUUCUCUUUACGCGGAUUAGACUCGCAUAUGAGAGAUCGCUGGUUUUCUAAUGAGUGGAGAAGGUUCAAUACUUCAGCCCCUCCAUGGUUGUGGAUUCCAUGUCCAAAACAUCGUUUGGUUUCUUCUCAUGAGGUGGAAGGAUAUAUGUCACUGGAAAACGUGCGCCUUUUAAAAUCAAGUGAGGAAAAAGAGGACGGAGGAAGUCUGACAUGUAAAGAAGAACGGAAUAUGUUGGAGAAUGAAGAACCAUUUGAUUGCGCCACAUUAGGUCCAGAGAGUGAUUAUCAUGAAAUAAACCUCUAUGAUUUUCAUGUGGUCUACAGUGCUUCGUACAAGGUUCCAGUGCUGUAUUUCCGUGCUUACCGUAGUGAUGGACAACCUUUGCUGUUCAGUGAAAUUGAAAAGGACCUUCCUGGCCUCUCUGUGAAGCUGCUAUCUGAAUCAAAGUGGACAUUCAUAACUCAAGAGGAGCAUCCAUAUUUGAACCGGCCAUGGUACAAAUUACACCCAUGUGGGACAAGUGAGUGGAUGAAGCUGCUUUUUUCUAGUGACAAGUCUUUGACUACAAAAGGUUCCACGAUUGAACAUUAUCUGGUGUCAUGGUUCUCCGUCGUGGGGCAAGUGGUUGGUCUUAAAAUUCCUCUGGAGAUGCUGAACUUCGGGCGUUAACUACCCUUGCUGAUGAAAUUGAGCGGCUGAAAAGCUAUGCUAACGAGAUAAACAAGUCUUGUGCUGCUGCUGCUGGUUCUGGAUGUCUUGUACAUAGCGUUUAAGGCAGAUGGAAAACAAUGGGGUUUAGGGUUCGGGUAAUAUGGGAAAAUAAAGGAUUUAGUUUAUUUUAAUUAUGUUUUAUCUUUUACUGUAUUUAGAUUUAAAUAAUUAAAGAAAGCUUAUAUUUAUAUUGUUUGCUUCAUUUGUCGAAGAAAAACUGGGGAAAGAAGAAAAGGCUGCAGCUUUUUGAGGAUUUUGAAAGCUGUUGAUUCGUGCAUGGAAUUAUAUAGACAAAUAGAUUUAAUGUCUGUGUUUUAUAUAGCUUAAAGCUUCUAAAUCCAUGCAUGGAGUGAAUUAAGAAUUAAGAAGUUAAUUUAAA
Messenger RNA from Neltuma alba, 1237 nucleotides. Its product is annotated as ubiquitin-like-conjugating enzyme ATG10. The record is from RefSeq and is a predicted model, not a curated record. The coding region runs from base 175 to 816 and encodes 213 amino acids. Gene Ontology annotation, cellular component: cytosol. Gene Ontology annotation, molecular function: Atg12 conjugating enzyme activity. The transcript has 8 exons. Gene Ontology annotation, biological process: protein modification by small protein conjugation; autophagosome assembly; autophagy of mitochondrion. Lineage: Eukaryota; Viridiplantae; Streptophyta; Magnoliopsida; Fabales; Fabaceae.